AUGGUCACAGCAGCCUCUUUUACAGCUCGACUAUCACUUCGAUGUUCGUCAAUUUUUCUUGAUGCUUUAUUUGAAGCAGCGAAAUAUGGCACUGUCUUGUCAUUGGGAUUGUCCAGGAACGCUUUGACAAACGCAUUGUCCACUGCAAAAAAUAUACAUGAUACUUCACCUAAAAGAACGAAAUACACGGAUAUCGGGCUGCACAUUGUCAGUCAUACAUUCUCUUUGGCUGAGUUAUUUGCCAUCUCUGGAUUGCAAUUUACCUCAAGGACAAUCCAAUCUAGUCUUAAGGUUGCAGAGGAGUCAGUUAGAAUUAUUGACGGCAUUUUUGGAUCUAACGAUACAUCGCGUGCGAUUGCUUCUAUCAUCACACUCGUCCACCGAGAGCUUGUUCAAGAUCCAGAAUUUGGUCUAGCAAAAGCUGGCAAGAUUGCUAUUCUAGCUGGACUAACAAAAGCCCUUACAGCAUUUGCGGUACUACAAAAUGUGACACAUAAACGAAUGAUGAAACAUAUUCCCAUGACAAAAAAAUCAAGCUAUCGCAACAAUGAUAUGGAUAAUAUCAUGUAUUAUGACCAUGGCUGGAAUUUUCCUCAGACACACAUUGUUCACAAUAUUGCUCAUUUUAUGAGAUAUGCAAGUGCAGCCUAUGGUGAAUCAUUUAUGCGCAUCUUGGGUAUUGGUGAUAUCCCUACUGUCUUACCCAACUCACACCAUCAUCACCCCAAUCACCAUGCAUUUGCACAUCAUACAGGCAAUUCUGUUGAAGAUAUUCUUCUAUCAAGUUAUACUAAUAGAUCACCACUCUAUCUGCACAACCCUUCUAUUCAUGCACUGGUGCAUUAUGUUACUGUCGAUCAUGCUGCAAAAGCCAUUGUAUUAACUUGUCGUGGUACACUCGGACUAAGCGACCUUCUGACAGACCUCAGCUUUGAUUAUACUGACUUCAAUUUGCCUAGUGAGUCAACCAAGUUUUUUAAGGCACAUAGUGGUAUGCUAGAUGCAGCACAAUUACUUGCCAAGGAGAAGGGUGAAGUAUACCAAAAAAUAAGGCAAGGGCUUCAAAGCUAUCCUGACUACGGUUUGGUCAUGUGUGGUCAUUCAUUAGGUGGUGGUGUUGCUAGUUUAUUGUGUGUUUUGUGGAGUCAACAGAUCAAACGCGAUCAAGGUAAUAAACGAUUGCCUUCAUUUGUCACUUCAAAUCAAUCUGGCUUGCCUGCAGGCCGACCAAUUCAUUGUUAUGCUUACGGACCUCCUGGUGUCAUGUCCCUUGAACUAAGCAACUACUGUGCUGGCCUCGUAACAAGUGUUGUCUAUGGCUAUGAUAUUGUUUCCAGUCUCAGUUGGGGUAUUCUCAAGGAUUUCAAAAAUAUUGCGACUAGUCUGCACACAGAGGCCGAUGUUGCCGAAGAAAUUAUUGCACGCGUCAUUGGAAGGAUGCAAGAACAAAAUUAUAAAAAUGAAGACGAAUUAAAUGAAGACGACCAAUGGUUUUGGGCCAUGAUUAAGACAAUGCGGGCAGAUAUGACAGCAGAAAAAAUGUAUCCCCCGAGUAUUGUGUACUCAAUAGAAACUAUACCGCACGUUAAAGAACAGCACAAAGUAGUUCUUUAUCGAUGUGACGAUGUACAGGCUCGCUUUUCAGAAAUUGUAUUUUCAAAAACAAUGUUUAUGGAUCAUUCGCCUUUGAUGUAUGAAAGAGCUAUCAAGAAGCUAUGUCGUAGUUUUACAGAAUCAUUUUCUGAAUAG
Messenger RNA from Gilbertella persicaria, 1749 nucleotides. Its product is annotated as Alpha/Beta hydrolase protein. Bases 1 to 1749 code for a protein of 582 amino acids. The record is from RefSeq and is a predicted model, not a curated record. The transcript has 5 exons. Gene Ontology annotation, biological process: lipid metabolic process. Lineage: Eukaryota; Fungi; Mucoromycota; Mucoromycetes; Mucorales; Choanephoraceae.